This is a messenger RNA of Arabidopsis lyrata subsp. lyrata, 576 nucleotides long. RefSeq names its product auxin-responsive protein SAUR15. NCBI's taxonomy places the organism in Eukaryota, Viridiplantae, Streptophyta, Magnoliopsida, Brassicales, Brassicaceae. Bases 100 to 369 code for a protein of 89 amino acids. The transcript is spliced from 2 exons. The record is from RefSeq and is a predicted model, not a curated record. Gene Ontology annotation, biological process: response to auxin.
AAAAGAAAAUCCAAUUUUAAAAUCUCAAAGCUUUCUCCAAGAAUAAGAAAUAUUUAAGCUUAAACCCAUAAUCAAGCUUCAGGACAAGAUAACAAAAAGAUGGCUUUUUUGAGGAGUUUCUUGGGUGCUAAGCAAAUUAUGCGAAGGGAAUCAUCGUCGACACCAAGAGGAUUCAUGGCGGUGUAUGUAGGAGAGAAUGAUCAGAAGAAGAAGAGAUAUGUGGUGCCGGUUUCAUAUUUAAACCAGCCUCUGUUUCAAGAACUGUUGAGUAAAUCCGAGGAAGAGUUUGGUUAUGAUCAUCCUAUGGGCGGCUUAACCAUACCAUGUCAUGAAUCUUUGUUCUUCACAGUCACAUCUCAGAUUCGAUGAAGUAGUACAACAACAUUUCCAUGUAAAUUGUUUCAAUGAGAGGAAUAUACCUAGAGCGUACAUGAUUCAUUGCAUGUUAAUACAUUUUGUGUCUUGCACCAAAAAAAAUACUACUAAUAUAGACAUUUGUGUCAUUUAAUUCUGGACACCAAACAUUUCGUUCAGAUUUUAGUGAAACGGCAGAAUUUGAACUUAUAUUAUUCUGGA